GCAAGCCUGGGACCUUGCUGUGGACAUUUGCCUUUCCCAGUUACCUACAAUUAUCGAGGAAGGCACUGCCUUCAGGCACAGCCCCUUCUUCGCGGAGCAGCUGACAGCGUUCCAGGUGUGGCUGACCAUGGGCGUGGAGAACCGCAACCCCCCAGAGCAGCUGCCCAUCGUCCUGCAGGUGCUGCUGAGCCAGGUACACCGACUGCGAGCCCUGGAUCUGCUGGGGAGGUUCCUGGACCUGGGCCCCUGGGCAGUCAGCCUGGCCCUCUCUGUUGGCAUUUUCCCCUAUGUGCUGAAGCUGCUUCAGAGUUCAGCUCGUGAGCUGAGACCACUCCUUGUCUUCAUCUGGGCCAAAAUCCUGGCAGUGGACAGUUCGUGCCAAGCUGACCUGGUGAAGGACAAUGGACACAAGUAUUUCCUGUCAGUUCUGGCAGAUCCUUACAUGCCAGCUGAACACAGGACCAUGACAGCAUUUAUCCUGGCUGUGAUUGUGAACAACUACAACACUGGGCAGGAAGCUUGUCUUCAGGGGAACCUGAUUGCCAUUUGCCUGGAGCAGCUGAACGACCCCCACCCGCUCCUGAGGCAGUGGGUGGCCAUCUGCCUGGGCAGGAUCUGGCAGAACUUCGACUCAGCCAGGUGGUGUGGAGUGAGGGACAGUGCUCACGAGAAGCUCUACAGCCUCCUCUCAGAUCCAAUCCCAGAGGUUCGCUGUGCUGCAGUCUUUGCUCUGGGGACUUUUGUGGGCAACUCAGCAGAACGGACUGACCACUCCACCACCAUCGACCACAACGUGGCCAUGAUGCUGGCACAGCUCAUCAACGAUGGCAGCCCCAUGGUCCGCAAGGAGCUGGUGGUGGCUCUGAGUCACUUGGUGGUUCAGUAUGAGAGCAAUUUCUGCACUGUGGCCUUGCAGUUCAUAGAAGAGGAGAAGAAUUACCCUCUCCCUUCUCCAGCUGCCACAGAGGGUGGGAGCCUGACACCCGUGCGGGAUGGGCCGUGCACACCACGGCUGCGCUCGGUCAGCUCCUACGGCAACAUCCGAGCGGUGACCACCGCCAGGAACCUCAACAAGUCCCUGCAGAACCUCAGCCUCAAUGAAGAGUCUGGAAGCUCCGUUGCAUUUUCCCCUGGGAACCUGAGCACGAGCAGCAGUGCCAGCAGCACCCUGGGCAGCCCUGAGAACGAGGAGUACAUCCUGUCCUUUGAGACCAUUGACAAGAUGAGAAGAGUCAGCUCCUACUCCUCCCUGAACUCCCUCAUAGGUGUGAGUUUCAACAGUGUUUACACCCAAAUUUGGAGAGUGCUCCUGCACCUGGCUGCCGACCCCUACCCCGACGUCUCCGACUUGGCGAUGAAGGUUCUCAACAGCAUUGCCUACAAGGCCACAGUCAAUGCUCGUCCCCAGCGCAUCCUGGACACCUCCUCGCUGACCCAGUCGGCCCCUGCCAGCCCCACCAACAAGGGCAUGCACAUCCACCAAGUGGGAGGGUCUCCUCCAACCACGAGCACGAGCAGCUCCAGCCUGACCAACGACGUGACCAAACAGCCUGUGAGUCGGGACAUCGCGGGUGUGCGUCCUGCCAACGUGGGCAACGUGGGUGUGCAGUACACCCCCCACUCCCACCAGUUCCCCAGGACAAGGAAGAUGUUUGACAAAGGGCCAGAACAGACAGCUGACGACGCCGACGACACCGUCGGACACAAGAGCUUCAUCUCGGCCACGGUGCAGACAGGAUUCUGUGACUGGAGUGCCAAGUACUUUGCUCAGCCAGUGAUGAAGAUCCCUGAGGAGCAUGACCUGGAGAGUCAGAUCCGCAAGGAGAGGGAGUGGCGGUUCCUGCGCAACGCCCGGGUCAGGAAACAGGCCCAGAAGAUCAUCCAGAAGGGCAUCUCCCGGCUGGACGACCAGAUCUUCCUCAACAGGAACCCAGGUGUCCCCUCUGUGGUGAAAUUCCACCCCUUCACACCCUGCAUCGCCGUGGCUGACAAGGACAGCAUCUGCUUUUGGGACUGGGAGAAGGGGGAGAAGUUGGACUACUUCCACAACGGGAACCCUCGGUACACACGGAUCACAGCCAUGGAGUACCUGAAUGGGCAGGACUGCUCCCUGCUGCUCACUGCCACAGACGAUGGUGCCAUCAGAGUGUGGAAGAACUUUGCAGACCUGGAGAAGAACCCAGAGAUGGUGACUGCCUGGCAAGGACUGUCAGACAUGCUGCCAACUACACGAGGUCUGGCCCGAAGGGUUUCAAUCUAUCUUGACAGAAGUAAGCAGGGAGGAGCAGGGAUGGUGGUUGACUGGGAACAAGAAACUGGGCUCCUGAUGACCUCGGGAGACGUGAGGAUAAUCCGGAUCUGGGACACGGAUCGGGAAAUGAAAGUCCAGGACAUCCCCACUGGAGCUGACAGCUGUGUCACCAGCCUGUCCUGCGACUCCCACCGCUCCCUGAUCGUGGCAGGGUUGGGGGAUGGAUCCAUCCGCGUGUUUGACAGGAGAAUGGCUCUCAGUGAAUGCCGAGUUAUGACCUACAGGGAGCACACAGCCUGGGUGGUCAAGGCUUACUUGCAGAAGCAUCCUGAGGGCAACAUCAUGAGCGUCAGCGUCAACGGCGACGUGCGGUUCUUCGACCCGCGGAUGCCUGAGUCCAUGAAGGUCCUGCAGAUUGUCAAGGGGCUCACAGCCCUUGACAUCCACCCCCAGGCCAACCUCUUUGCCUGUGGCUCCAUGAAUCAGUUCACGGCGAUCUACAACGGGAACGGGGAGCUGAUCAAUAACAUCAAGUACUACGAUGGGUUUAUGGGACAAAGAGUGGGAGCCAUCAGCUGCCUGGCCUUCCAUCCUCACUGGCCUCACCUGGCGGUCGGGAGCAAUGACUACUACAUCUCGGUGUACUCGGUGGAGAAGAGGAUCAGAUAG
Molecule: messenger RNA, 2920 nt
Organism: Acanthisitta chloris (rifleman)
Lineage: Eukaryota; Metazoa; Chordata; Aves; Passeriformes; Acanthisittidae
Gene: RPTOR
Product: regulatory associated protein of MTOR, complex 1
Exons: 26
Biological process (GO): positive regulation of cell growth; cellular response to starvation; TORC1 signaling
Cellular component (GO): cytoplasm; TORC1 complex
Molecular function (GO): protein-macromolecule adaptor activity; protein binding
Source: RefSeq, a predicted model, not a curated record